AUGGCAAUCGAUAUCCAGAACUUCAGCAAAGCAAAGCCUCCACUUGAAGAGAGAGGCAGACUACUCAGCCCACCUUUUCAGCACGGCAUGUUUCUACUUCUUAUCUUCAGAUCUAGAUCACAGCCUCGAAUGCGGCCGCUUGGCAACGGCGUUAAAAUGGGCUGUGAGGUGGUUGACUCUCAUCCUGUGGCUUCGGCUAGGCUUUUAGCGGGUAAAACUGACGACUGCAGCCCUGUGGAGAAGAGAGUUUUUUCACGGCCGCGAUCGGCGGCACAGUGGAUAGAAAAUUUGGGAAUUCUCACAUCCUACGUAAUGGUCUCUGCAGGGGGGGGUCAUGCUGAGCUGCAAUAUGGGCUCCUGAAACGUUAUAUACAUGUCUACCUACAUGCUCAACUUGUCAUACUGGUACAAAUAUCACAUUCUCUAUUCCCUCGCGUGGACCGAAUUUUUGAUAAUGACGUCGAGAAUCUACUGCUUUGGGAACAGAAGUGGAAAUCUGAAGAAGAAGAAGUCGAAGAAGAAGGCCAGGCCAGGCCAGGGUCGGAUGCAUAUUCCGCCAACGAAAUUGAAGAUCCGAAAUGGGAUAAAUGGGAAAUUCAGCGGGCACGAAAAACUUGCCACAAUGAGCAAGGCGAAACACCACCCCUCCCACCUCCGUUCUCCCUCAUACCCUACCCAGUAAAGGGAGCGAUAUUGGGCUGUGAUGUGAGGAUGAGCUCGAGAUCUCAAAACGAGACCUGCAGCAUGUUAAUCGGUGGAAUAGACAAUUAUUGUACAUGUACAUUAGCUAAUGUUUGCACCUCCACUCUCCCUGUGAUCUACUUAGCGGUUUCUAUCGCAGUAGAAAAGGCACAUAUCUGGACGCGUUCUAGUGCUUACUUGGCGCCUGUACCAUCUGAAAUUCAAGUCACGACGCGGCUCAUUACUACUUUUGCUUAA
Messenger RNA from Morchella sextelata, 939 nucleotides. RefSeq lists its product as uncharacterized. The transcript has 11 exons. The coding region runs from base 1 to 939 and encodes 312 amino acids. NCBI's taxonomy places the organism in Eukaryota, Fungi, Ascomycota, Pezizomycetes, Pezizales, Morchellaceae. The record is from RefSeq and is a predicted model, not a curated record.